AUGCUUGACCAAAAAUUUCGAAUGCGAGCUUGCAUGUGGUACGACUUCAAGCAAGGCAAAUCGGCUGCUGAAUCUCAUCGUGCCCUAUCUGAGGUAUUCGGCGAAGAAGCCCUGUCAGAAAGCCAGUGUCGACGAUGGUUCCAGCGUUUCAAAAACGGUAAUGAAAGCUUGGAGGACGAAGAACAUGGAAGUCGGCCUCAAUUCGUCGAUGACCAAGUGUUGAAGUCCGUCAUUGAAUUGGAUCCACGCCAAGCCACUCGAGAACUGGCAACACAUUUUGGCUGCUCAAACUCUACCAUCCAUGAACCUGGCACCAUCCGAUUACCAUCUGUUCUGGUCGAUGCAGCACUCCCUGGCCGAGAGAAAGUUCACGAAUUGGGUGUCCAACUACUUUGA
Molecule: messenger RNA, 396 nt
Organism: Necator americanus (New World hookworm)
Lineage: Eukaryota; Metazoa; Nematoda; Chromadorea; Rhabditida; Ancylostomatidae
Exons: 1
Coding region: 1-396 (131 amino acids)
Biological process (GO): DNA double-strand break processing; DNA integration; double-strand break repair via nonhomologous end joining
Cellular component (GO): site of double-strand break; nucleus; condensed chromosome
Molecular function (GO): histone H3K4 methyltransferase activity; single-stranded DNA endonuclease activity; double-stranded DNA binding
Source: RefSeq, a predicted model, not a curated record